Cephus cinctus (wheat stem sawfly) is the source of this 741-nucleotide messenger RNA. RefSeq names its product copper transport protein ATOX1 homolog (gene Atox1). Gene Ontology annotation, biological process: copper ion transport. The transcript is spliced from 3 exons. The record is from RefSeq and is a predicted model, not a curated record. Gene Ontology annotation, cellular component: cytosol. Gene Ontology annotation, molecular function: copper chaperone activity; metal ion binding. Bases 370 to 588 code for a protein of 72 amino acids. NCBI's taxonomy places the organism in Eukaryota, Metazoa, Arthropoda, Insecta, Hymenoptera, Cephidae.
UAAAAAUAUUGUAAGAGUCUUCAUAUUGGAAAUUAAUUUCAAUUAAAUUAUCGCUAAUGAUAACAUACAAAUGAUAACCUCUGCAAGAUCUUGUUUCUAACGUUUUCCUUGUUCGGUGACCAUUAAAUAGAUGAUGAUGCUUUCAACGGACGGCGAUUCGGCCAUGUUUGCCAGACUACAGUCAAACAAUAUUAUCGCCAGACUCGUGGCAACUUUUGACCGAACUGUGAUAAUUGAGUCUUUAUCAGUCUGAUUAACUACUUGUCUUCGCGCUUUCUAAGGCACUCAUCGUUCAACCAUUAUCGAGAGUGUCAGUAUUUUUGUCCUUUUCAUUUAUUACUCAAAUCUUACAGAAGAAGAGUGUGCAGUAUGGCAUCCCAGAUAUACGAAUUUAACGUGGAAAUGACCUGCGGUGGAUGCUCUGGAGCGGUCGAAAAAGUUCUUGACAGCAAAUCUGGUGUCGAAAAUGUGAGAAUUGAUCUUCCUGCUAAAAAGGUCUAUGUAAAGUCCACUCUCUCCUCUGACGAAAUUUUAAGUUACAUUAAGAAAACUGGUAAAGCUUGCUCCUUUGUGGGUAUACAAACCUAAAUAAUCUUUGUUUAAUGGCCAUAUGGCAGCUUCUAAAUAUUUCCUAAAAGAUUCCGUUAAAAAUACAUUUUCUGUUUAUUAUGCAUAUAAACGUUAUAACGUAUAUUCUAUAUUCGUUAAAUAAAAAAAAAAUAAACGUACACUUAUAAACGA